AUGAAUAAUAAUAAUAAUAAUAAUAAUAUACACUAUUCAUCAACAAUGCCUAAUGAUCAUGAAACAGGUACAUCAGGUGAAUCUUUACGCAUGUUUGAUCCAUCAUAUCAUCCUUAUCCUCCACAAGCAAAUAUUUAUUCCGAUUAUCCAAAUGCAACAUCGAAAAUAGAAGCAUUCGAUUAUAAUUAUUGGCCAACGCCAGCAACUACAACACAUAAUAUUCUAACAAAUCCAACAAUUACAGUUCUUGAUCAAACUCAAUCAUCAUCCUCAUCCUCAUCAUCAUCUUCAAAUCCAACAAUUGAAACACUUGUACCUGUUUCAUCUGUACAGUUAUCACAAUUAAAUACAUCAGCUACUAUUUCUGCAACACAUCAUCAUCAUCAUAUUCAUCAACAUCUUUAUCCACCAUCACCACCAACAUGUAAUGAUCCAUCAACAUGGCUUGGUUCAGGUAAUUAUCAAUCCUUACAUCCAACAACAAAUCCAUCAUCGUAUCGUCAUUAUACAACUCCAUGUCCAUUUUAUUCAUCAAAUAAUUUCUAUGAUUCAUCACAACCUCAAUGGACACAACCACCUCCACCACCGCCACCAACAGCAAUUCCAAUUAAAUUUGAAUCAUCUUAUAGUCCACCAUCAUAUUUUGAAAGAUCAAAUCAUAUAAAUCAUUGUCAAGAACAAAUAUCUAAAGAUGAACCAUCAAAUUCACCUCAACAUAUAAAUUGGCUUAAAAAUGAUUCAUCAUCAACACAAUUAAUUCAAAUACCACCAAAAAAUCCAUUGAACGGAAAAACACGUACACGUGAUAAAUAUCGUAUUGUUUAUACAGAUCAACAACGAUAUGAACUUGAAAAUGAAUUUAUUAUAUCAAAAUAUAUUUCAAUACCACGUAAAUCAGCAUUAUCAUUAACAUUAUCAUUAAGUGAACGACAAAUUAAAAUUUGGUUUCAAAAUCGUCGUGCAAAAGAACGUAAAUUAAAUAAAAAACGACAAGAAAUAUCUUCAACACGUCAAUUAAAUAAUUCUAAUGAUGGUGAUUCACCAAGUGAUGGUGGUCUUGAAAGUCCAAAUUAUUAUCAAAAUUAUGCGUAA
Molecule: messenger RNA, 1092 nt
Organism: Rotaria sordida
Lineage: Eukaryota; Metazoa; Rotifera; Eurotatoria; Philodinida; Philodinidae
Source: the annotation of a GenBank genome assembly